CAUCGAUUAACGAGAGAGAAGCUUCGUUCGUCGUCCGCCGUAAAAAUGGGUUUCAAGAGGAAGAAGGGCGAUGGUGAUGGUGAGGAAAUGGAAUCAGAAGGUCGUGGAAAGUCUAGUUUCAAUGGGACUGAGAAGAGGAAUGUGAUACUUCCUUCGAUGAUUAAGAACAAGGAUAAGAGAUCUAAAGUGUAUGCUAAGCAAAAGCAUGAGAAGAAAGUGGAGAAGCAGAAGAAGAUUAGAGCUCGUGACGCUGCUGAAAAACGAGCUCUAGAGCUUGGAGAAGAGCCUCCACAAAAGAUGAUUCCGAAGACGAUUGAGAAUACCAGAGAAGCUGAUGAAACUGUUUGCAGACCUGACGAUGAAGAAUUGUUUGCUGAUAUUGAUGCUGAUGAGUUUAAUCCAGUGCUGAGACGUGAGAUUACUCCUAAGAUCUUGAUCACAACAUGUCGUUUCAAUUCCACUAGAGGGCCUGCGUUUAUAUCUGAGUUGCUUUCGGUGAUACCAAACUCUCAUUAUCAGAAAAGAGGAACUUAUGAUUUGAAAAAGAUUGUAGAAUACGCAACGAAGAAAGAUUUUACAUCUCUUAUUGUCGUUCAUACGAAUCGCAGAGAACCUGACGCCCUUCUUAUCAUCGGUUUGCCAACUGGUCCUACUGCUCAUUUCAAAUUGUCAAAUCUUGUUCUAAGGAAGGAUAUUAAGAAUCAUGGAAAUCCUACAAGCCAUCAACCGGAACUGGUUUUGAAUAACUUUACAACGCGUUUAGGGAAUCGUGUUGGGAGAUUUUUCCAAUCACUCUUCCCUCCGGAUCCUAAUUUCCGUGGUAGGAGAGUUGUAACAUUUCACAACCAGCGUGACUUUAUAUUUUUCAGACAUCAUCGUUACAUAUUUGAGACGAAGGAAAGCAAACAGAGUGAUAAAGGAAAAGAUGGUGUUCAAGAGACAAUAAAACCUCGUCUUCAGGAAUGCGGUCCUCGAUUCACGCUUAAGCUAGUCACUUUACAGCAUGGAACCUUUGACACCAAAGGCGGAGAAUUUGAAUGGGUUCAUAAGCCUGAAAUGGACACGAGCAGGAGAAGAUUUUAUCCAACGGGAGAGGAAUUGAUAAACCACUACCUUAAGAACAAAAUUCUGGGUAAGACUUGGCUCGUCGACGAAGCCAUUAGCGAGAUCAAUAUCUGUAGUUACGACCCUAUUUACUUGCCUUCGUUAUCGAAGCUCAAAUCUGACGAUCCGGUUUGGUACUUUUUCUGUCCAAAGGAGUACACUUCUGCAAAGAAGAAGGUAACGAAGAGGACUACAAGUUCUGGGUAUUGGAAAGCUACUGGUGUUGAUCGUAAAAUCAAAGAUAAGAGAGGUAACCGAGGCGAGAUCGGGAUUAAGAAGACGCUUGUGUAUUAUGAAGGUAGAGUUCCUAAAGGUGUUUGGACUCCUUGGGUUAUGCAUGAGUAUCACAUCACUUGUUUGCCUCAAGAUCAGAGGAACUAUGUUAUCUGCCAAGUAAUGUAUAAGGGUGAAGAUGGAGACGUCCCAUCAGGUGGUAAUAACGCAAGUGAGCCGAGCCAAUCUAUGGUUUCUGAUUCGGGUACUGUCAGAGCGAUUGACACAGCGCCUGAGCCAGGUCAAGAAAAUUUCUUUGGUAUGUCUGUGGAUGAUUUGAGAACUCCAAUGAAUGAGCAAAAACAAGAAGAUUUCUCUCUGUGGGAUGUAUUGGAUCCAGACAUGUUAUUCAGUGAUAACAACAAUUCUACUGUGCAGCCACAAGCUCCUCACUUAGCCCCGAAUGAUGAUGAGUUUCUCGGUGGAUUGAGGCAUGUUAACCGAGAGCAGGUUGAAUAUUUGUUUGCCAAUGAAGAUUUCAUAUCCAGACCGACCUUAUCUAUGACAGAGAACCGCAACGAUCACAGGCCGAAGAAAGCUUUGUCAGGGAUUAUUGUUGAUUAUAGCAGUGAUAGUAAUAGUGAUGCUGAAUCAAUAUCUGCAACGAGUUACCAAGGAACAUCAAGUCCAGGUGAUGAUAGUGUUGGUAGUUUGAAUAGACACUUUCUCCAGACUGGUGAAGAUGAGAUUCUAUCGUCUUCCAAUGAUCUACAAACUUAUGGAGAACUUUCCAUCAGUAGAAGGACCCGGCAAUCUCAACUCACACCGCACAUCAUACAAUCAAAACAAGAGGUGAAACAAGAUACAUCAAGAGCGGUUGAUAGUGAUACAUCCAUAGACAAGGCGUCAUCUAUGAUGAAGACAGAGAAGAAGAGCUGGUUUAUUAGAGAGGAACCAAUGGAGAGAAACCGCAAGAAUCCACGGUAUAUCUAUCUGAUGAGGAUGAUCAUAGGCAUCAUACUCUUGGUGGCUCUCAUUGGCAACAUCAUAUCGGUUUUACUAACCGUCAAAACUUGAACCCGCUGAUGAAGUUUGAUCGCGAGAGAUAGACAACGCAGAUUGAUCAAAGCACUCGUUUUUUAAUUUGCUUUCAUUUAAUUCUGUUUUCUUCUGAAAUUUUGAUGUAUAUGUGUGUAUGUAUGAACUAGGGGUAUGUCUUGUGUCUAAAGUUAAAUGCAAUCUAGGGUUUUGAAAUUUAUAACAUUCACUAUUUGACAGAGACAAGUGGAUUGGGUUUGAAAAGGUUUCUCAAAGAUUUGGUUUGUUGAGAAUUCAGAACAGUGAGAUUUUGAUUAUCAAUCAAUCCGUCAAAAUCUU
Messenger RNA from Arabidopsis arenosa, 2694 nucleotides. Lineage: Eukaryota; Viridiplantae; Streptophyta; Magnoliopsida; Brassicales; Brassicaceae. The record is from the annotation of a GenBank genome assembly.